Messenger RNA from Myodes glareolus (Bank vole), 1327 nucleotides. NCBI's taxonomy places the organism in Eukaryota, Metazoa, Chordata, Mammalia, Rodentia, Cricetidae. The record is from RefSeq and is a predicted model, not a curated record.
AUGCCAUCUGUUUUCUGCCGGGACACAGAAAGCACACGAAUGCCAUCCGUCAGAGGUGACUGCGCGUCUCCAGAGGACAGUGACAGCCUUGCUGAGAACCGGCACCACCGAAGCAGAAGAGGUUCAGCUCAACUACUAUUUAGAACAGUCAAAUCUGCAGAAUACACCAAGUGCAAUGAAACUGUCGUCAUCCCUUGCCACGUCACUAAUGUGGAGCCACAAAGCACCGAAGAAAUGUACGUGAAGUGGAAGUUAAACGAAACAUAUAUUUUCAUCUAUGACGGAAGUAAAAACAACUUUACCGUAGAGGCCAACUUCAGCAGUGCGAAAAUCUCAGUCUCAGACUUACUGAAAGGCGAUGCCUCUUUGAAAAUGAGUAGGACUCAGGCCGUCGUGGGAAACUACACGUGUGAAGUCACAGAAUUAUCCAGAGAAGGCAAAACAGUUAUAGAGCUGAAACACCGUAUGGACUCCAACUCUAGCCACGGAGCAGACUGUUCUAACCACACUACCCCGGCAGGGGACAAGAAGGAGAAAGGAGGUUGCACAUUAGCGUCAUGGUUUUCUCCAAAUGAAAAGAUCCUCAUUGUUAUUUUCCCAAUUUUGGCUAUACUCCUGUUCUGGGGAAAGUUCGGUAUUUUAACACUUAAAUAUAAAUCCACUCGAACGAAUAAGAAGAUCAUUCUGCUGCUCGUCGCCGGGUCGGUGCUCACUGUCAUCGUCAUUGUUGGAGCCAUUCUUCUCAUACCAGGAGAAAACCCUGUAAAAAGUGCUUCUGGACUUGGCCUCAUUGUCAUCUCUAUAGGAAUAUUAAUACCGCUUCAGUACAAUGUGUUUAUGACAGCGUUUGGAAUGGCCUCUUUCACCAUUGCCAUAUUGAUCACUCAAGUGCUGGGCUACGUCCUUGCUCUGGUUGGACUGUGUCUCUGCAUCAUGGCUUGUGAGCCAGUGCAUGGCCCCCUUUUGAUUUCAGGUCUGGGUAUCAUAGCUCUAGCAGAACUACUUGGCCUAGUUUAUAUGAAAUUUGUUGCUUCCAACCAGAGGACUAUACAACCUCCUAGGAAAGCUGUAGAGGAACCCCUUAACGCAUUUAAAGAAUCAAAAGGAAUGAUGAAUGAUGAAUAAGUGAGGGGCAGUGAUGGACUGUGCCUGGAGAGUCAGAUGCGAAGGAACACAGUGUGUCUAAGCACCACGGCCCUGCUGACUCUGAGAAGAAAACGUAAACAGCAGUAACUGACUUUCAUCUAUGGAAGACGCGUUGGCCCAUAGAUGAUAAUCAAAGCAGCUGUAAUUUACUUAAUAAAAGAAUCAUGAUUGUGUUGUGUAA